This is a messenger RNA of Octopus sinensis (East Asian common octopus), 3460 nucleotides long. Its product is annotated as tripartite motif-containing protein 59. The transcript is spliced from 2 exons. The coding region runs from base 503 to 1600 and encodes 365 amino acids. NCBI's taxonomy places the organism in Eukaryota, Metazoa, Mollusca, Cephalopoda, Octopoda, Octopodidae. Gene Ontology annotation, molecular function: zinc ion binding. The record is from RefSeq and is a predicted model, not a curated record.
AAGCAUACACAAAAAUACCUAUAUUUAUAUAUAGAGAGAUAGAUAGUUCUUAUAUAUAUAUAUGUAUGUAUGAGUUGUAUAUGUAUGUAUAUAUAUGUAUGCAUAUAUUUCAGUCAGAUAUAUUAUUCGUAAGCAUUACAUUUUUGAAGUUGAAGAUCGACAAUCCAACUUCAGCCGGCAAAGAGAACCACAGUCACAGGAAAAUGUAGUACAACCUCGGACGCUUACUAAACCUAUCGCAAUUACUCGUGGCGACAUGUGAAAAUGAUUACUUAACAAUUCAUCUUAUUGUUUCCCAUUUUUUUGCUGCUGCAACAGACAGUGAGUGUCUUAAUAGAUUGGGAAUAAACAAAUGUUCCCACAAAACGGAAAAAGAAUAACAAAGCAUAAUCGAUAAGGAAAAAGGUGUAUGUAUCACAGCAUUUGAAUUCCCCAAUCCAAGAGUGUAUUCUAGUCUCAUUUGGUAAAAACUUGUGUUUCGGUAGCUGUGGCGAAUGCAGUUAUGGAGAUUCUGCACAAAUCGCAAUGGCCUAUAGAGCGCCUUUUACCAAAAGAGGAAAUCUUGGAAGAAAAGAUUCCAGAAAAGGUACCCAAAAAUAUUCAUAGUACAGAAAAGCUUCGUAGACGGAAUCUAAUAUUUGACGAGGAGCAUUUUGAAGAUGUUUUCCUGCGAUGUCUUAUAUGCAGAGAAGUAUUUAAUGAAUCAGAAAAACUGCCCAAGACGCUACCAUGCCAUCACUCGUUCUGUUUGCACUGUUUCUUGCAAAUGUUCCGCGUUGAAGGAGAAUAUCGACAGUCACUGAGCUCGGCUUUCCGAAGUAUGCCACGGGCUGUUAAAAUCCAAUGCCCCUCAUGUCGAGAUAGUAUAAUUGCUUCAGAAGAUGACUUACGUCGAUUACCGAACGAUCACACUGUGCUAGAGUUGAUUAACUUUGUACGGGAAACCGGCAUCAACGAUAUAUCAUACUGUGCCAAACACCAACUGCAGCCUCUCAACUUCUUUUGUGAGCCGUGUGCGAUCCCCGUGUGUUGUGACUGUACCGUCCUGGACCACAAAAACACAAACGGGCACAACGUAAUGAACAUAACGGAGGCCCUCAGUAAAUACACACCAAUUAUCAAUGACACAAUUACUGAAAUGGAGAAAAGUAAGCAGGAAUAUCUCUUCAAAAGAGCCCAAAUCGAGCAGUCAAUGAAACAUUUGAGCCAAAUGGAAACACAGGUAACUGACGAAAUUAAAUUGACGUUUCAAAAGCUACGUCAUAUGAUUGACGAAAGGGAGCGCGAUAUUUUGUCCAUGUCCGAGCAGGAAAUGAAUCGGAAACGUCAAAAUCUCAUGGACAAUUUUAAGAAGAUAAUAGAGCGUGAAGAAUGUAUGAUGGAUCAAAUGAAAGAGCUAGAAAUAGCCAAAGAAGCAAAUGACAUAAGUCAGAUGUUUACGUCACAUCAAGCAGCGCAAAACACUCUCUCAACUCCGCUUCAACUUCCGCACAUCACAAACGAUAACUUUGGAGUGUCGUUUCACUUUGAAGCCUACAAACAUCGACGAGUGAUGCAGGAUCUCCUGAACUUUGGACAUUUAAUGGUAUUGUCCUCUUAAAUGAUCUGCUCAUUUCACUUCUGUACGUUUAUAGAACUAACGGCAAAUUUAUAAUUUAUUUUCUUUAACUAAUUACAAAAAUGCCUCACAUAUCUGUGUGUGUUUGUACAUGUCUGUGGUGUGACAUUCUGGAGAAAGUAAUUUAUUGGUGCGAGAUUGUAAAAAUUAGUAAUCACUGAACUUUAGAAAUGGUCGUCACAGUUUAGUAGAAUUUGUAACACGACAGGAAAUCAUUUGUGACUGAGUGCAAUCACUGAUUCAACGUAAUUAGCGAUUAACUGUAAUUGGCGAAGAGAGAUGACAGAUAUUUUUGGAGAGAGAAAGUGAGAGAGAGAGAGAGAGAGAGAGAGAGAGUGAUAGAGAGAGAGAGAGAGAGAGAGAGAGAGUGAUAGAGAGAGAGAGAGAGAAAGAGAGAAAGAAAGGAGGGAGGGAGGAAGGGAGUAAGAGAGAGAGAAAGAGUCAUUGUGAGUAUUGAAGUAAAAUAAUGUAAGUUUAUAGCCUAAAAGGCAGAAAAAGCGUAGCAAACGAGAAGAAUGUCCACUAAAACAAUCCUCCUAUUUCCUUUCCCCUUGUGAAAGUUUUCUGAGCUAGAUCAAAAUGAAAUGAAAGAUGGUUGUAAAAUAAGAGCUGUGAUUCGUUUGGAUGGUUUAACUUUGGAGAUGGUGCAAAGAAAAAAUACGUUUGGUAAUUUUCCUUUGUUUCUUGUAAGGAGUAAGAAACUGCCUGGUAGUACUGAACAUAAAAUUGAGCUUAAAUGAUUUCUAUCUGUAAUUGUGUUAAAAGAAAUACCGUAUCGAUUUUAAAUGUUUUUCUUCCACUUCUAUCAUUAAAAUCAGAGAAGUGUGUGUUCAGUAGUAAUAGACAAUUUUUUUUUAUCGUAAUUUGCUUUAGAUGUGGUAUUUCUACAGUAAAAAUAUUUUCGAUUAUAUUUAAACAAAUUUAUUGCUAUUAUCUAGCGAUAAACUUGACUAAGCUGAAGAUAGAAAAGUGUAUAAAACAAAAGAAAGUGGAUAUGAAAGUGGUCUUUAACUCACUGGGGAAGACUGUUACUGAAUGUAAUGAAUGGAAUAUUUUGAUGAAUGCUUUCUGUUUUGUUUGUGUCGGAUAUUAUCUGCAUAAAAAGGAAGCAGAAACAUGAAACAACACGGAAACCCCCGACUGAAAAAGAGCAGUUGCACAGUGUCUUUUUUUUUGUUUUUGCAGUAGACUCUUGUAGCUUUUCUCAUUUAAACUCGAAGUUUACAAGAGGCAGAGUCGAACAACUCAGGAACAAAUGUCAUAGACCGAAUCGGAUCUAAGAUCUACCCACACAGUUUUGAAGAAAAAUGCGCACUUUCUACUCCCAAAACUGACACUUAUAUUUUAAUUUUAUUUCUUUUUUAUACGGGGGACCGAAGUCUAAAAAUGGCAACAACUACAAAUUCAACGUAUCCCGCAUCCUUAUGUGAAUAAACAAAUAAGUAAGCGAGGGGACGAGUAAAGCAAGCGUUAUAUAUGAUAAAGAAUUUAUUGAGCCAAGACAAUCAUGUUUUUCUUCCUGCAAUUAAACCACACUUUGUCUAGUUCCUAUUCUCAAACGCGAAACUUCAAAACAAUAUUAUUUAUCCAUCUGUAUAUCUCUUGAAUAAUUUUUUUCUCAACGGAAAUUUUCUCAAAGAGUAUGCAUUUACACUUUUAAUGCAGAUCUCUUGGCAUGAAUCCGCUGUUACUUUUCCUCCCCAUUGUAUUCUUUCUUUUUAUUUCGAUCCCAUUCUAUCCCUCAUCCUAAAAGUCAACUCUAUACCAAUCAUCUGAGUAAAAACUACAUCCUCCUGAUGAGAACUUCUAACUGAAAACUGAUAUUAAACAUUUCAAGCCAUU